Adelges cooleyi (spruce gall adelgid) is the source of this 1416-nucleotide messenger RNA. RefSeq lists its product as uncharacterized. The transcript has 5 exons. NCBI's taxonomy places the organism in Eukaryota, Metazoa, Arthropoda, Insecta, Hemiptera, Adelgidae. The coding region runs from base 139 to 1089 and encodes 316 amino acids. The record is from RefSeq and is a predicted model, not a curated record.
CUUAAUUCGCUUCACUAACCUCGUGUAAGGUGAACCGCUCGAACCACAAUAGCUACUAACACAACUGCUCCAAUACUCUUUCACGAUUCAAGUGUCAAAAAGUUUACUCCGAGUAACGUGGCGAUAAGGUGUCAAAAAAUGCACACAAAAAUAAAUGGACCGUUAGCAUUAGCGGUUUUGGUUUCGCUUUCAGCUGCCGUUGUCUUGGGCGAUGAUGAUAAAUGGGUAUGGGGAAAAUCCAACGGGCAGACUCGGGCUGAUUCCAGAAUCGGUUCGGCGUCUUCAGACGAAGUGCCGCACGUGGCCAGACCUAUCUUACGAGACGUGACUGAUCGCAGGCCAAAUCUACUCUUCCAACCAGCCAACAAUCCACGGUUGGAUACCAAAUUUUACAGGGACGAGCCCCUGAGAGGGUCUAGGUACGAAGUGAACGAAGACUUUUUGCUGGACCGGGAACCGUUAAUCCAACAGUCGGCAAAUAACGCACCAGCGACUUUCGCAAACAGACCGUUCGAGAGACCAUCGAGGCCUUUGUCUGGAGGUGGACCGGUCUAUCAACCGACGCCGCUGUUGAGGCCGCAGAGACCUAUCGUAGACUCGGUCAAUUCUCCGUCUAAAAGACCUUUGCCGGCGGCUAGUGAAUCAGCCGGAUCUGCUGUGGGCAUUCUUACCGGACCGGUGCCAUCGUGGCAGGGCCCAGCGUUACUCAAGAACGGCGACCCGACCAACUACGAAAAGUGCAAAUGCUCGUUUUCGUUCAAUUGUAAAUCGCCCGGUAUCAAAUUUGGAAGUUGUGACCAAGGAAAGCAAUAUUGCUGCUACAACGACUUUGAUGAUCUUAAUAAUGCGGCAAGCAAGGAAGUCGACAGAUACGGAGUGGGAGACCGUAGCGAGCCCAUACCUUCCGUGCUGGUAGGUCCGGCCGCUAACAGACCUGGCUUGAGGCCAGGUAUAUACGGUCAGGUGGCCAACAAUAAUGAAUUUAUUGACCGGCCAGGUUUUUUGGGUAACAAUGGUUUUCCGGGCGAACCUUUCGUCAACCGGAGGCCGUAUGACAAUUAUAGAACAAACCCGUUUAUAAUUCCGUGAGUUUUAGCGAAACUCUAAAUAAAAAAUGUUAAAUAUACACAAUUCAAUGUUUCCUAAGUAAAAUUCAAAAACGAGUUUUAUUUUUAAUUUAUUUUUAUUAUUUUCAACAAAAAAAUUGUUGUAGAAUAUUUUAAUUGUGUACUAUUUUAUAAUAUAGAAUAGAGAUAUUACACGCUAUUUAUACUAAAUAUAAGUAUUUUUUACUUGAUUAUUGAAUAUUAUAUAUUAUAUUAUAAUUAUUCUCUAUAAACUUUAAAACCCUUAUUGUUUUAUAUUUUAACUCAAUAAUAUUAAUGUAAUGUUUAAUAUUAUUUAUGGUUGCUUGUA